ACCCUCCUCAGUACGUCGGGGAAGACAAGGCGUGCUUUCUUGCGAUGGUCAUAUGGUGGACAUCCCGCGAGUACGCCCGGAAGCACGAGGAGGGCAAGCAGAAGCGUUUAGAGAUGGGAGGUGGAUCACAUGUCCAGGGCAGCAAGAACUUGGCCCUUACCUUGCAGGAAGAGGAAGUGAAGACAGGCGCGACACCAAACUUAUUUGGCCUUUUCCAAAAGUCGAAGACCAGGAGGGAGCCGCAUCCUGUAACGGGGUCCGUGUGGGUCAACGAGCUAGCGGAGGCCCAGUGUGGGGCGUACCGCUCGAGCUUCAAGGCCAAGCACGGCGAAGACGCCGACCCAACCACCGAAGACUUUGACGUUGAGGUUGCGGUGCUUGCGGGACAAGGCAAGAAGGGUGGCCGCCUAUGGAUUGCUGAUGGGUUAGUCGACCCAACGACCAUUCCAUCUCUACGCUAGAUCCGUCGUGGGCGUACGAGCGAGCAGCCUCAGGUACAGACCCGCCCACGGGCUUCGGACCUAGCUGUCGAGAA
This is a messenger RNA of Lolium perenne, 535 nucleotides long. NCBI's taxonomy places the organism in Eukaryota, Viridiplantae, Streptophyta, Magnoliopsida, Poales, Poaceae. The record is from RefSeq and is a predicted model, not a curated record.